Molecule: messenger RNA, 582 nt
Organism: Musca vetustissima
Lineage: Eukaryota; Metazoa; Arthropoda; Insecta; Diptera; Muscidae
Product: cuticle protein 16.5-like
Exons: 2
Coding region: 1-582 (193 amino acids)
Source: RefSeq, a predicted model, not a curated record
AUGCAGAAAUUGGUCCUUGUAUUCCUUGCUGUUCUGGCUUUAGCUGUUGCUGAACCCGGUCAUCAUGCUCAUGUGGCUACAGCACCAGUUCCUGCAGUACCAGCAGUGCCAGCAGCUGCCGCUUACACAGCAGCACCAAUUGCUGCUGCCUAUACUGCUCCUUUGCCGGCUGCUUAUGCAGCACCAUUGGCCGCUGCCGCUUAUGCUGCACCUUACGCUGCUGCUUAUUCUGCUCCAAUUGCAGCAGCUUACACAGCACCCAUUGCUGCAGCGUAUACUGCCCCCAUAGCUGCUGCUUAUCCUGCUCCAUAUGCUGCGGCAUAUACAGCUCCCUAUGCAGCUGCCUACACAGCACCCUAUGCGGCUGCUUUUACAGCUCCUUUAAACUCGGCCUAUUCUAGUCAACGCGUGGAUAUUAUCAAUAAAUACAAUGCUCCCAUUAUCAGUGCCCCUGCUAGACUAGUAGCACCAUCCGCCACUUAUAUCCCUGCACCAGCUCGUGCAAUUGCCCCAGCCAUAGCUCCUGCUCCGGCUAAAAUUGUGGCCGCUCCUGCCCGUUAUUCUGCUCCAAUUUUAAUUUAA